AUGUUGCUCGAACCUGCCAAUGCGGCGCUGUUAGCGGCCGGUUGCGGCGCUGUCUACUUGACCGUCUACAUCCUCUAUCAAAGAUAUCUACAUCCAUUGGCGAAAUAUCCGGGUCCUCUCUUAGCGUCCGUUACAGACCUAUGGCAGGUAUAUCAAUUCUUGUCCCUCAAGCAGCCAUAUACGCUCACCGAGCUUCAUCAGCAAUAUGGGCCUGUUGUUCGAUACGGUCCGGACAAGCUUAGCAUUACCUAUGAAGAAGCAGUUCCCAUCAUAUACCAGUCAGCUUCCAGGACACUGCCCAAAACCGACUUCUACAACGCUUUCGGUGGUGCGCAUCCCAAUGUUUUCGGAACAACGGACGAGGCUCAUCACUCCGUUAGGCGAAGGCACAUGUCCCACGCUUUCUCCAUGACAAGCAUCAAAGAUAUGGAGCAGUAUCUCGACGAGAACAUCAGUAUCCUUAGAGCCAAUAUCUUGAAGGCUUGUCAUACUGGGCAGGCUUUUGACCUGAAGGAGAUGCUCCACGGCUAUGUUAUUGAUGUCUUGGGCGAGUUGGCUUUUAGCAAAUCGUUCGAAUUGCAGCUCACAGGAGACCGAUCACGAGUUCCGCCGGUCAAAGAGCACACCCUACUUGGCUCCGUGUUAGGGUCCUGGCCGAGCGCGACGGCGUGGCUAAAGUGGCUGCUACCCAAGCUUCCGAUUUCCGCGGUUCAAAAUCUUUUCGAGGGUCGCCGCAAGUGUGCCGAAUUAGCCUCGCAAAGCGUUGCCAGACGUCUGACGGAUGUAAAGCUUGAAGAUGGCUCGACCGGUCUGGAAAAGACCCAGCGGAAAGAUCUCCUCACCACUCUUAUACGCGCCAAAGAUCCUGACACUGGCGCUCGGUUGACCCAGACGGACCUUGAAACUGAGGCUUUCGGGUUCAUCAUUGCUGGUACUCAUACCACGAUGGCUACAACGACGCUGCUGUUCUGGAACCUCCUUCACAACCCUACGUGCAUGGCUCAAUGUACAAACGAGAUUAUCAACAAUCUUCCUCCGUUAGACGCUGCCGAAGCCGCAUAUCCAAUCACGAAUCUGGAAUCUCUCCUACCAUAUCUUCGAGAUUGCACAAAGGAGAACUACCGCGUCACCCCGGUAUUCACAAUGCCUCUUGCCCGGCGUGUAACUGCGCCAGAGGGUAUCAACAUUGCCGGAAACCACUUCCCGCAAGGCACAUCUCUUGCCAUCUGCAACCACGCGUUGCACCACUCUUCCGACAUCUGGGGCUCAGAUCAUAAUCUUUUUGACCCAUCACGCUGGAGUGACCCUGCUACUUCAUCCAAGUCACGCAUACUGAUGCACUUUGGGCUUGGAGGUCGGCAAUGCAUUGGUAAAACGAUGGCGACGACCAAUAUCUUGAAGGUAGUCACCACAUUGCUGCGGUGCUUUGAAUUCGAGCUGGCAGAUACGGGAGAGAAGCAGGCUGUGGAGAGGGGAGACUUUAGGGGGCGUUUACCUCCAUUGAUAAGCGUCGGGGUCAGUGAUUUGGAUGGAGGUCUGUGGGUGAGGGCAAGGGAGCGUGAAUAG
Cyphellophora europaea CBS 101466 is the source of this 1566-nucleotide messenger RNA. RefSeq lists its product as uncharacterized. The record is from RefSeq and is a predicted model, not a curated record. The transcript is spliced from 3 exons. Lineage: Eukaryota; Fungi; Ascomycota; Eurotiomycetes; Chaetothyriales; Cyphellophoraceae. The coding region runs from base 1 to 1566 and encodes 521 amino acids. Gene Ontology annotation, molecular function: iron ion binding; heme binding; monooxygenase activity.